Colletotrichum paranaense is the source of this 225-nucleotide messenger RNA. RefSeq lists its product as uncharacterized. The transcript is spliced from 2 exons. The record is from RefSeq and is a predicted model, not a curated record. NCBI's taxonomy places the organism in Eukaryota, Fungi, Ascomycota, Sordariomycetes, Glomerellales, Glomerellaceae. Bases 1 to 225 code for a protein of 74 amino acids.
AUGCUGAUGAUGGGAAGAGGGAAGGUAGAUGUAAGUGGGUUUGGAGGGUGGUUUAUAUGUUUCUUUGGUGGUUCUAUUCAGGGUCGCGGUUUUGGAGGGCGUAUGUUGGUAAGGUUGUGUGAUUUGGGCAUGUCAUCAUCGCGGGGUGGGAGGUUCGUGAACAGAACAGGGGUGGUUGGUUUGGGUUGGGUCUCGCGGGAUCAGGGACCCUGUGAGAGGGGAUGA